AUGCAAACACACGUCAACGAAAGCGCGUCAGGGAAACAAGCGAAAACAUGCGCGAAAAGAAACAGAAAGUACAUGUUCCUUAACGAGAGAGAGAGAGUGAAGGACUUAGACGCGAUCCUCGUGCCUGUUGGUAGUGGAGGACUUUUAGCAGGCAUAACAGUAGCCGUCAAGCAUGCUGCGCCGAAUGUUAAAGUGAUUGGAUUGGAGUCAGAAACGUGUCCAACAUUCAUGAUGGCUAUGAAAGAAGGUCGACCGAUUGUAGCCAAACCUCUUCCGUCAUUUGCUGACGGCUUGACUGUGAAGAUAGCUGGAUGCAACGCAUUUCAUACGCUCAAA
Ostertagia ostertagi is the source of this 336-nucleotide messenger RNA. The record is from the annotation of a GenBank genome assembly. NCBI's taxonomy places the organism in Eukaryota, Metazoa, Nematoda, Chromadorea, Rhabditida, Trichostrongylidae.